UAAUAAAAAAGUGAAAAUAAGAAGUUAGGAAAAAAAUAUGGGGAAAGGAGGAAGUGCUGGUGAUGUUGCUACUCAUGAAAACAUGGCUGCAUGGUUGUUAGGAGUCAAUGAUCUUCAGAUUUUACCUUUCAAGCUUCCUGCUCUUGGACCUCAAGAUGUAAGAGUAAAAAUUAAAGCAGUAGGAAUCUGCGGUAGUGAUGUGCAUUAUUUGAAGACAAUGAGCUGUGGUGACUACCAUGUAAAAGAACCUAUGGUGAUCGGUCAUGAAUGUGCUGGGAUUAUUGAAGAAGUCGGCAAUGAAGUGACUUCACUCGUUCCGGGGGAUCGAGUAGCUCUCGAACCCGGGAUCGGUUGCUGGAGUUGCGACCGCUGCAAAGAAGGCUCUUACAAUCUCUGCCCUGAUAUGCGCUUCUUUGCUACCCCUCCUAUUCAUGGCUCUCUUGCUAAUCAGAUUGUGCAUCCUGCUAGCCUGUGCUUCAAGCUGCCUGAUAAUGUCUCGUUGGAAGAAGGGGCAAUGUGUGAGCCAUUAAGUGUUGGUGUAUACGGUUGUCGUCGAGCUAAUGUAAGUGUUGAGACUACUGUUCUCAUCAUUGGUGCUGGACCUAUCGGCCUUGUUGCAUUGCUCUCGGCCCGUGCUUUCGGCGCUCCUAGAAUCAUUGUGGCAGACGUCGAUGAUCAUCGUCUCUCCGUUGCUAAGGAUCUUGGUGCUGAUGGAGUUGUUAAAGUUUCAUCAACUAAAGAGUUUGUGGCAACAGAAGUGGAAGAAAUCAAGAAAGAAAUGGGGAAAGAUAUUGAUGUUACAUUGGAUUGUGCUGGUUUUGAGAAGACAGUCACAACAGCUUUCGGUGCUACUCGUAAUGGUGGCAAGGUUUGUUUAAUUGGGAUGGGUCAUUGCAACAUGACCGUUCCUCUUACCCCUGCAGCCUCAAGGGAGGUGGACGUGUUGGGUGUGUUCCGAUACAAGAACACAUGGCCGCAAUGCAUAGAGUUCAUAAGCAGCGGAAAGAUUGACGUGAAACCUCUAAUUACUCACAGAUUUGGGUUCUCUCAAGAGGAUAUUGUGAAGGCUUUUGAAACCAGUGCUGGUGGUGGCGAUGCUAUUAAGGUCAUGUUCAAUCUUUGAAGGAGAUACUUCAGUACUAAUAUUGGAAUUUGGGUGUUUAGUUAAUUUAGUUUUUAUACCACACCAUACAAUAAGGUAGCUUUGUUAAUGAUCUUUGAAAUAGUAUUGGUACUUUAAUUUGCAAAUAUUGCAGUUAUGUUAUCAAACAAUUUAGUUUGCAAUUA
Messenger RNA from Spinacia oleracea (spinach), 1287 nucleotides. Its product is annotated as sorbitol dehydrogenase-like. Gene Ontology annotation, molecular function: oxidoreductase activity, acting on the CH-OH group of donors, NAD or NADP as acceptor; zinc ion binding. NCBI's taxonomy places the organism in Eukaryota, Viridiplantae, Streptophyta, Magnoliopsida, Caryophyllales, Amaranthaceae. The transcript is spliced from 6 exons. The record is from RefSeq and is a predicted model, not a curated record. The coding region runs from base 38 to 1123 and encodes 361 amino acids.